This is a messenger RNA of Oenanthe melanoleuca, 1629 nucleotides long. RefSeq names its product sodium/glucose cotransporter 2-like. The record is from RefSeq and is a predicted model, not a curated record. Gene Ontology annotation, biological process: transmembrane transport; sodium ion transport. Lineage: Eukaryota; Metazoa; Chordata; Aves; Passeriformes; Muscicapidae. Gene Ontology annotation, cellular component: plasma membrane. The transcript is spliced from 11 exons. Gene Ontology annotation, molecular function: D-glucose:sodium symporter activity. Bases 44 to 1591 code for a protein of 515 amino acids.
CCCAGUCCCUCCCAGUAUAAACCAGUUUCCCCAGGUCAGCACCAUGCCCGAGUACCUGGGCCGGCGCUUCGGGGGCGGGAGGAUCCGGCUCUACCUGGCGCUGCUCUCGCUGGGGCUCUACGUCAGCACCAAGAUCUCGGUGGACAUGUACUCGGGCGCUCUGUUCAUCCGCGAGGCGCUGGGCUGGGACCUGUACGCGUCGGUGGGGGCGCUGCUGGGGGUCACCGCGCUCUACACCGUCACUGGCGGGCUGACUGCACUGAUGUUCGCUGACCUGGUGCAGACUCUGAUCAUCAUCGCGGGAGCCUCCGUGCUGGCCGGCUACGCCCUGGGAGCCGUGGGUGGCUACCAGGGCCUGCAGGAGCGAUACCCACUGGCCACGCCCCCCAACGCCUCGGGGCCCUGCGGGCGCCCCCGGCCCGACGCGUUCCACCUGCUGCGCGCCCCCGACACCGGGGACCUGCCCUGGCCCGGGCUGGUGCUGGGACUGGGAAUCAUCUCGGCCUGGUACUGGUGCACCGACCAGGUGAUCGUGCAGCGCUGCCUGGCCGGCCGCUCCCUCACCCACGUCCGCGCCGGCUGCGUCGUCUGCGGCUACCUCAAGGUGCUGCCCAUGUUCCUGAUGGUGCUGCCCGGCAUGGCCGCCCGCGUCCUCUUCCCGGACGUCGUGGGCUGCGCUGACCCCCAGGGUUGCUCCCGGGCCUGCGGCUCCACCCUGGGCUGCUCCAACGUGGCCUAUCCCAGACUGGUGCUGGGCCUGCUGCCCCACGGGCUGCGGGGGCUGAUGCUGGCCGUGGUGCUGGCCGCGCUGAUGUCGUCGCUCGCCUCCAUCUUCGCCAGCUCGGGGGCGCUGUUCACGCUCGACGUUUACCGGAAACUGCGGCCGAGGGCGGGGCCGCGGGAGCUGCUGCUGGCGGGAAGGCUGUGGGUCCUGGCCAUGGUGGGGCUCAGCCUGGCCUGGCUGCCGGUGGUCGAGGCCGCCCGGGGGGGGCAGCUCUUCGAUUACAUGCAGGCCCUGGCCUCGUACCUGGCCCCGCCCGUGGCCGCCGUCUUCUUCCUGGCCGUGUUCGUGCCGCGCGUCAACGAGCCUGGCGCGUUCUGGGGUUUGCUGGCCGGGCUGGGGCUGGGCCUGGCUCGGUUGGUUCCCGAGUUCCUGCUGGGCUCCGGUUCCUGCGGCCGCCCCGGGCGCUGCCCCGCGCUGCUGUGCGGGCUGCACUACCUGCACUUCGCCGUGCUGCUCUUCCUGCUCACCUGCGGCACCGUGCUGGCCGUGUCCUGCUGCCACCCGCCCAUCCCCACGGUGCACCUGCACAGGUUGGUGUUCAGCCUCCGGAACAGCCGCGAGCCCCGAAUCGACCUGGACGCGCCCAAGGAGCCCCCCCAAAAUUUGGGGGUCCCCAUGGGGGACGUGGAAGCGGCGCCGGGGGCGGAGCCUGGAGCGGGGGGCGUGGCCUCGGCAGAGGGCGGGACUUCCGGUGUGGGCGUGGCCGAGGCCCCGCCCCCCGAGGACCCCAAGUGGAGCCGAUUGGUCGAUAUCAACGCCCUGGUGCUGAUGGGCGUGGCCUCGUUCCUCUGGGGUUAUUUUGCCUGAAAUCGCCGAAAAUAAACCCAAAAUUGUCCCGAAUCCAC